GAUUCGAUGAAUUAAAAUUGAAAAAAUGAUUUGGCUUAUUUUUAAUCAAUCCAAUUACAUGAAUACUUUUGAUGAAGGCAUUUCCUGGUGCAUUAAAUUAAAAACAAGUUUAUAUUAAUAAUGGUAAGGUACAUGUUUUCAACAGUUUAUUUCUCAACAUUACGAACAAAUAUUUAACUGGAAAAAGUUGAUGUGAUUUUAUGAACAGAAUUAUUCAUCUUUUUAUAAAGUUAUUUUGUCAAGAUAGAUUUUUUCCAUUGAUCUGCGAGUGAAUAUGAAUGUGUUAAAUAAGAACUGGUUUACAUUAUUCUCCUUUGCGGUCUUCAUUUUUAUUCAACAUCAACCAACAAACGCAGCUUCAACAAUUUUAUCACAACGAAAGAAUCUAAUUCUAUGGAAUGCAGAUGCCAAAUUUCGCACAAUAAAAUACAAUUGGACUGCUGUUCCGUUGAUAGGAUGUACUGUUAUUGAUAUUCCAACUACUGAAGAUGAGACGUACAAAUGGACAGUAAAAUCAUAUUUUCAUUAUAUGGAUAAAUGCCUUUCUUUAAGCUUCCAAUUGAACGACGAUGGUAAAAUUGGAAAUGUGAUUGCCAAAUUCAAAGCUACUCUUUACGAUAAGCAAAUGAAUGAAGUACGAUCACAAGAAGAGUUGAGAGAACUUCCGACUGUAGUAGGCUGUAAGACUAGGGAAAUCAAGUGGGAGAAAUUUUUCACCAACACCGAGUUUGAUUAUAGUAAAUUAAUACAUGAACGAAUUACCAUUUCUGUGGAGAUAAUUUUCUACUAUUACUCUCGAUGUACCAAUAUCCCAAGUGAACGCAAUGUCACCAAAUGUUAUCUGUCCGAUAACUUAGGCUCAUUACUUGGGGAUACCAAAUUUGCAGACGCUGUACUAUAUUUAAAUAAUGAUAAUAAAGAAUAUCCGGUCCACAGAGCUAUUUUGGCUUCACGCAGUCCAGUUUUUGCAAAUAUAUUUGAAGAUAUUUAUAAGAGUGGGCAAAACUACAAACACAUCAGAAUUAACACUACAAGCAGUCAAAGCAUAAAUGAAGAAAUUAUGAACGAAACGUUACGGUAUAUUUACACCGGAAAAUGUGAGAAACUAAACGAACUAGCUGAGGGAUUAUUUUCGGCUGCGAAUAAUUUUCAGCUAGAUGAGUUGAAAACACUUAGCUCGCAAUCGAUGAUUGAAGCGAUAUCGGUUGAAAAUGCAGCAAAUGUGUUGGUUUUGGCAGACAAGUAUCACGACGAAGAUUUGAAAUCCAAGACGAUGGAGUUUAUUGUUGAAAACGUGGAGCAAGUUUUCAAUACAACUGAAUGGAAAAGUACUGUAGCGUCCAAUGCUCAGCUACUUAAUGAAAUGUGUCAAUUAUUUGCUCGACUAUUCAGUAAAUGGAAAGAUUUACCUAAGUUACUGUGAUAAUAGAAUACCUAUAAUUUUUGUGGAAUUAAUUUUUGGAACAAAGUAAAUUGGUGAAUUUCAA
This is a messenger RNA of Planococcus citri (citrus mealybug), 1487 nucleotides long. Its product is annotated as speckle-type POZ protein B-like. Gene Ontology annotation, molecular function: ubiquitin protein ligase binding. NCBI's taxonomy places the organism in Eukaryota, Metazoa, Arthropoda, Insecta, Hemiptera, Pseudococcidae. The record is from RefSeq and is a predicted model, not a curated record. The transcript has 2 exons. Gene Ontology annotation, cellular component: cytoplasm. Gene Ontology annotation, biological process: regulation of proteolysis; proteasome-mediated ubiquitin-dependent protein catabolic process. The coding region runs from base 275 to 1423 and encodes 382 amino acids.